AUGAAGGGCCCCAGCAGCCUGGCGGUGACAGCCUUGGCCCUUCUCCUGGCGCUGUCCGUCCUGGGAAACUCCAGCGGCGCUCCGCAGAGACUCUUUGAGAGGAGGAACUGGACUCCCCAAGCUAUGCUCUACCUGAAGGGCGCACAGGGCCGCCGCUUCAUCUCCGACCAGAGCCGCAGGAAGGAGCUCGCAGACCGGCCGCCUCCAGAAAGACGAAACCCAAAUCUUCAACUACUGACUCUACCCGAGGCUGCAGCCCUGUUGCUGGCUUCCUUGCAGAAACCACGAGAAGAUGAAGGAGGGAAUUUUGAUCAAAGCAAAUUCCUGGAAGACAGACUGCUGAACUGGUGAAAACGUACCAGGGCACAUUCAUGGUGAAAACUGUGGCCACAUGAUUAGGACCCAUGCACACUUCCUUCCACGCCUAUAACCUUAGAUACCUGCACCCCUAGGUUUAGUCUUCCAAAAGCAAGGCACGUGGAAUUCUUGGCUGGAACACCAUCAACUUCUUCUACUGCUUUGGGUUUACAUCACCCGUGUCUUCUGUAGGCUUAGAUUUUAUAUGGCCAUUAGAAAUGCCAAGGCUGGGAACUCAGAAAUGUUGUUUCUUUUCCCUGUAGUCAGGCCCUGUCCAGAUUCCGGCAUUUUGUUCCUCAUCCCAUCACCUUUUGCACUUGGCUGUCACUCAGUAACAAUUCUCCCCCAUCCUCCCGUCUCAUCCCCAGUAAGAGAGAAGGUUUGGUAGGACAGGAAGGGCAGUGUAUCUUUUGUCACUCACCUAAGAGAGGUCAAUUAAGGAGGGAGAUGGGGAGAGGAUGCCUGGUACAAAGCUCCCAUGAAAACAUGUAUCAUCUAUUGCUGCUGAGACAGGGGACCCUCCGUGAUGUUGAAACCCUUGGAAGGUCUGUGAAGACCCAAGGCUGGGAGCCUCUUGGUGUUCCUAGGGGAUCUAACUAAAUCCCAUUUAGACACUUGGACCUUAAAGUCACUGGCAUUUAAACAGAUGGUGAUAGAGUUUGCCGGAGCCACACAAAGGUACAAACCAGUUUGAGGUGCCCUGUUUUCUGUGGCUGAAAGAGACUUCAUCAUGACUUUAUGUUAAGGUAUACCCCCAUGACAUAAGUGUAUUCAAUAUGCAUGGAUUUAUCCAUUUCCAAAUUCAAAUACACGUUCAGGCACACACAUGCGUGCAUGCGCACAUGUACACACACACACACACACACACACACACACACACACACACACACAUGGUGGGAGGAUUUGGGGGUGAGAUCCCUACAGCAAGCAAAUUUACUUGGAAUUACAGCAUGAUCACCAUAAUAUUUUUUACCUAAUCAAUUCAGAGUCAUUAACUAUAAGUGCCCAAGUGACAAAUAUUGAUUCUUAUCCUCCCCAACUUACAGCCAAUACUUAGUAGCUACAGAAUAUCUUUAUGUGAAUACCUCUGUAAUCUGAAAUUUUCACUAAACUGUGUUAAGUAAUCAAAACCAUGUGUAUAUGUUUUGUCUGCUCAGUUCAUAAUUCAAUAAUAAAAUUAUA
Molecule: messenger RNA, 1539 nt
Organism: Peromyscus eremicus (cactus mouse)
Lineage: Eukaryota; Metazoa; Chordata; Mammalia; Rodentia; Cricetidae
Gene: Spx
Product: spexin hormone
Exons: 6
Coding region: 1-351 (116 amino acids)
Biological process (GO): positive regulation of gastro-intestinal system smooth muscle contraction
Cellular component (GO): cytoplasm
Molecular function (GO): neuropeptide hormone activity
Source: RefSeq, a predicted model, not a curated record